Molecule: messenger RNA, 1378 nt
Organism: Rana temporaria (common frog)
Lineage: Eukaryota; Metazoa; Chordata; Amphibia; Anura; Ranidae
Product: cell cycle control protein 50C-like
Exons: 7
Coding region: 110-1186 (358 amino acids)
Biological process (GO): phospholipid translocation
Cellular component (GO): endoplasmic reticulum; Golgi apparatus; plasma membrane
Source: RefSeq, a predicted model, not a curated record
GGAAGUUCAAUAAAGAUUCACUCCACUUAUCUGAGACAGACACCAAAGAGCGGGCACUGUGUAUGAUUUUUCAUAUCGGGAAGCACAAGACCCCAGGAGCUGGUAAAAGAUGGGAAAAAAGAAAAAGGAAGAGAAGGAGGACCUCCCAGUAUCCAAAUGUCCUGAUAAUACGGCCAUCAAACAGCAGAGACUACCAGCCUGGAGACCUCUGCUAACUGCCGAGUCUGUGCUGAGCACUUUCUUCAUCAUUGGACUCUUUUGUCUGGCUGUGGGGAUCAGUUGGAUUGUAGCAACGACAAAUGUUAAAGAAAUAUGGAUAAAUUAUUCUGAUAGUUGCUCAGAAUGUACAAAACUGAGACUGAAUUCCUCCAAUUCAGAGAAGCCAUGCAGCUGUACUGUCAACUUCAGUGUGAAAGAGAACUUCCCGGGGGAUGUCUUUAUGUAUUAUGGACUCAGCAAUUUUUUCCAGAAUAAUCGCCGAUAUGUAAUAUCAAAAUAUGAUGCCCAAUUACUUGGGAGAAAUGUAACUAAUACGGAGAGCAUCCAAAAACUCAGCUAUUGUGCCCCAUUUUCAGCUUACAAUAAUGGAACCCCAAUGGCUCCCUGCGGUGCUAUUGCCAACAGUAUGUUUAAUGACACAAUAUCACUAUUCUAUCUUCCUGAUUCUUCUACCAAGAUCACAGUCCCUCUACUCAAGACAGGAAACACAUGGUGGUCUGAUAAGAAUGUGAAGUUUAAUAACCCCAAACCGCAAGACAACCUAAAACAGGCGUUUGCAGGAAGUGCAAGGCCUCACAACUGGCAAAAGCCUGCUUACGAACUCGAUCCCAACGAUCCCAAUAACAAUGGUUACAAAAAUGAUGACUUUAUAAACUGGAUGAGAGUGGCCGCAUUCCCGUCCUUCAGGAAACUCUAUCGUCGUCUUUCUCGUGUACAACCGUUUUCGAAUGGCCUCCCUGCUGGGAAUUAUACCUACGUCAUAGAUUAUAAUUUUCCAGUAUCAAGGUUUGGAGGAAGAAAAUAUGCAAUUCUAUCUACACUCUCUUGGUGUGGAGGAAGCAACAUGUUCCUGGGAAUUGCAUACACAGUGACUGGAGCUGCCAUCAUUUUAACAGCAUUUGUCAUGCUGGCUGUGCAUCUGAAGCAAAGACAAAAAAAGAAGAAAAGGCCAUUUUCUAAAAGAUAGAACUGUGUAGCACAAUUAUAACACCAGCUAUUAUCUGAUGCUAAUUUUAUACAUAUACUUUAAGGGAACCCACAGUUAGAAAGAUGUGGAGUGCAGCCUCCCUAUGUUUCCCAUUACAGUUCUUGAUAAAGUAAAAUACACCCAAAAUCAAUUAAGGAUGGACACCAGAAGACUGAAUACUCCUCCAGCUUC